Sceloporus undulatus (fence lizard) is the source of this 499-nucleotide messenger RNA. RefSeq names its product voltage-dependent L-type calcium channel subunit alpha-1S-like. Lineage: Eukaryota; Metazoa; Chordata; Lepidosauria; Squamata; Phrynosomatidae. Gene Ontology annotation, cellular component: voltage-gated calcium channel complex; membrane. The transcript is spliced from 4 exons. The record is from RefSeq and is a predicted model, not a curated record. The annotation marks the transcript as partial. Gene Ontology annotation, biological process: calcium ion import across plasma membrane. Gene Ontology annotation, molecular function: high voltage-gated calcium channel activity.
GUGUGCAACAGGUGAGGCCUGGCAGGAAAUCUUACUAGCUGCCAGCUAUGGGAAGCUGUGUGACCCUGAAUCGGAUUAUGCCCCUGGGGAAGAAUAUACUUGUGGCACAGGUUUUGCUUAUUUCUACUUCAUCAGCUUCUACAUGCUAUGUGCAUUCCUGAUUAUCAACCUCUUUGUUGCUGUCAUCAUGGACAACUUUGACUACCUCACACGAGAUUGGUCCAUAUUAGGUCCACAUCACCUGGAUGAGUUCAAACGAAUCUGGGCAGAAUAUGAUCCUGAGGCCAAGGGCCGGAUCAAACAUCUAGAUGUGGUGACUCUGCUGAGACGAAUCCAGCCUCCAUUGGGCUUUGGGAAGUUUUGUCCACAUCGUGUAGCUUGCAAGCGCUUGGUGGGCAUGAAUAUGCCCUUGAACAGCGAUGGUACAGUUACUUUCAAUGCUACCCUCUUCGCUCUGGUGAGAACUGCCCUCAAGAUCAAGACAGAAGGUAAGAGAUGA